AUGCUCAACGGCUUCUCAGUCCCCCUCACCCCAUCCGGAAAAUCCUCCCUCGUCUCCCCUCCCCCCUGGCACUACUCCAGCGACUGCAUGGCCAUUGAAUACUUCACCGACCCAGAAGCCAUCGCCGCCCUGCUCCCUCCCGGCCUCACCAUCGACUCCUCCUCCCCAGGCCGCGCCUUCUUAUGGUUCCUCGACUGGCAAUUCACCGGCUCCGACGAAGAGCUCACAGACCCGGCCCGCUACCAGUACCGCGAGGCCUUUAUCCUCGUCGAAGCACUCUUUCAGGGCAAGCCCGUAAACUACUGCCCGUACAUCUUCGUCGACAACGACGCCGCCAUUGCGCGUGGCUGGGCUCAGGGCUUCCCCAAGAAACACGCCAGCGUCUUCCAAACGCGCAGUUUCGCGGCGCCCAGCCCUGCCGCAGCGCCGCUUGCGCCGGGGAGUCGUUUCGGCGCGAGUGUCUCUGCGCAUGGAGAGCGAAUCGCCACGGCCCGCAUCCAGCUCGAGGAGAGAAUCGCCGAUCCGACAACCGUGUUUAACAGGCCUACUGUGAUGCGGCGCUACUUUCCGCAGCUGGUGGCUGCGAGGCAGGACAGGCCGGCGGUGGACGAGCUGACUAUGAGCCUGACGGAUAAUCUGAACAUUGUGCAUGUUUGGGCGGGAGCGGCUGAGGUGAAAAUGCCAGAGGUGUUUGGUGAGGAGGUGCAUCUGAUUGCGCCGCUGCGGGUUGGACGCGGGUAUCGCUUUGGCAUGUCGUAUUCGGUGACGGAUUUGAAGGUUUUGAAGGACUAUGCUGCGGAGCGAGAGCCUGUUGUAUCAGCUGCUUUGCUGGAGGAGAUGGAUAGUUGA
Trichoderma atroviride IMI 206040 is the source of this 849-nucleotide messenger RNA. RefSeq lists its product as uncharacterized. Gene Ontology annotation, molecular function: lyase activity. NCBI's taxonomy places the organism in Eukaryota, Fungi, Ascomycota, Sordariomycetes, Hypocreales, Hypocreaceae. The record is from RefSeq and is a predicted model, not a curated record.